Molecule: messenger RNA, 1383 nt
Organism: Aedes albopictus (Asian tiger mosquito)
Lineage: Eukaryota; Metazoa; Arthropoda; Insecta; Diptera; Culicidae
Product: clavesin-1
Exons: 3
Coding region: 170-1156 (328 amino acids)
Cellular component (GO): membrane
Molecular function (GO): phosphatidylinositol bisphosphate binding
Source: RefSeq, a predicted model, not a curated record
UGAAUGGCGAGAGGGUAGGGGACAACCGAAUCCAAACAAUCAUCAGUCGCAAGCGGUACCUCACAGCGAUCGGAAGCUCGCACAUUAGUUCAAUCGCAGUUUUCAUCGCAGGACAUCUGAUACCCCAGUUCGUUAAAGUUUGAUCCGGGCGUGACAAAUUCCAGCCACAAUGGACGUCGACAGUGUUGUGUACAGCAACUGUAAGAACCCCUCCAAGUACGAACCGUACCGAUGUACGCUGAGUGAUAAACUGCGCAAAAUCGCCAAGGCCGAACUACGGGAGGAUGACAAAAUUCGCGAGCAAGCCCUGGCGCAGAUGCGAGAAUGGAUCGCCAAAAACCCCCACAUCAAAAAGUGCCGCACGGAUCCGCUGUUCCUGUUGCGAUUCCUGCGAACCAAGAAGUUUUCCAUAACGCAGUCCUGCGAGAUGCUCGAGAAGUACCUCUCCAUUCGUCAGACUUACCCGAAGUGGUUCCGAAACUGUGAUAUCGAAGACCCGGAACUGGAGGCUCUCAUCGACGGUGGAUAUAUCGUGCCGAUCGCCCAGCGGGACGAGAACGGCCAGCAGCUGAUACUCUCGGUAGCGGCCAACCUGGACCUGACUCGGGUGAACUCGGCCCUGCUGGCUAGGGCACAUUUCCUGGUGCAAGAGGUGCUGGCCGAUGACGAGGAAGCGCAGAUCUGCGGCUAUGUGCAGUGCAUUGACGAGCGGCAGUUGUCCUUGAAGCUGAUGGCACUCUGGUCCUUGGUCGAUAUCAAAAAGGUUGCCGAAAGUAUACAGCAUGGCAUUCCCACCCGGAUGCGGUCUUUUAACUUUAUUGGACUGCCUUCGUCGGCGGUGACGCUGCUGGAGUUUUGUGUGUCACUGUUGAGUGAUAAGCUGAGGAAGCGAUUCAAUCUCUUCCGCACCGUGAACGACUUCUCCGCCAAGUUCAACAAACGAAUCCUCCCGAACGAGUACGGUGGCACGGCCGGGCCCCUGUCGGACAUGAUCGCCCAGUUCAAGGAGCGCUGUCGGGCCAAACGGGCCCAACUGCUGGCCAUGGACGAGAUGCACAUCGAAAUCACCAAAUCUUCCUCCUUCUACGCGGACACGUGCCGUGGCGAUCUGGACAGUGGCAUGAUCGGCAGCUUCCGGAAGCUGGAAGUCGAUUAGACGAUAUUUGAUGAAGUAAAACAAUCUUCGUUUUGUGAAUACUAAAGGUGAUAUUUUUCUCUCGUAAUCUCGUUAUUAUAGAUGUAUGUUACAAUGCGAUCCAUGCUAAAAAACCGAAAUGUAAUGAAUUUUAGUAUACCUGCUUGGAUUAAGGUGAAGCUUUAGAAUUUAAGGAAACUUGUUAGACGUAAGUGACAAAAAACUAAUAAAACCAUUAUCUACCACCA